AAAAAAGGGGAAAAAUAAAAAUAAUAAUUUUUUUUUUUUUUUGUAUGUUGUGUGUGUUUUAAAUAACAUGGGUAAAUGUGAUGUGACCAGUAGAUACGUGAACUAGUGCAAAGGUCGUGACGUUAUUGACGUCAGGUAUAACUUUGGGGUGAACUUUAGUGAAAAAUAAAUAAUAAUAAUGGAUUUUUCGUAAAAAAAAAAAAAAACAAUAAAAGUGAUUUAUAAAUAAAUAAUAAACAAGUGCUUAUGUUUAGUGAAAUAUUGGAUAUCAGUGCAAUGUUUUGUUACACAUAAAAACAAUUGUAUUUAAAUAAUUUUAAAAAACAUUAAAAUGAUUCGCUGUUGAUUUUAUUAAUUAUGUCCUGACAUCGGGCCACGGGCCAUCAGGAUGCCGGUAGACGAUGAUUAUGGCCAACGAGAACGUCUCUUAUUACACCAGCACCCUACAAAAAAAUUUGAAACAUCAACGACGUUGUCAACAUCCGGAAGUAUUAUCACAGCAAAUACCGGAAUACAAAUUAAAACAAAUAAUCCAAGUAUGGUCACAAAUUGUACAAACACUAGAAAUUCUCCGGAUUCUUAUCAAUGCAAAUUACAACAACAACAACAACAACAAUCAGAAAGUAAUGCAGCAUCAGCAAAUAUUAAUAAUAUUAGUAAUGAUAAUAAUUCAACAAAUCAAACAUGUGAUUAUGUUAAUAGAUAUAAAAUUAAUAAAUACGAUAAACAAGAAGAUAAACAACAAUAUAGUGAUCAAUCAAGAUCAAUACCAUCGUAUUGUGAACGGUUAGAAAUGGCACAUAAUCAUCCAACAUCAUUUACAAAUGAUAAUUUAGGUAUUUCACAAUUUUCAAAACAACAACAACAACAAAAUACAGCCAUGGGAUAUACAAUACCAACAACAGAUCAAAGAUUAUCAUUUUCUUCAAAUGAUAAUUAUCAAUCAAAGACAAAAAUAACAAAUGAAUAUGCAAAUUCUGAUAUAUUAACAUUAUCAGCAUCAAUUAAGCCAUUUUCAUCUGAAAAUUUUCCAUCACCACCAUCACCAGCACCAACAAAUGAUCAUUUUGUACCACCACCACCAUUAUCACCAACACCAAGUGAUAAACAAAAUAUUAAAAAUCGUAAUUUAUGUAGAUAUCCAUCAGAUGAUUGUGUAAUACCACCUGGUUCACCUGGAUUAAAUCGUGAACGUUAUAUUAACAAUGAUUCAUCAACAAUUAAAAAUCGUUUUUCAUCAGCUGAAAGAUUAUUAGGUAAUAAUAAUACACAAAAUAUAAUACAUGACAAUCGUGAUCAUCAUCAACAACAACAACAACAUCGUUAUUGUUCAUCAAAUGAACGGUUACUUGAUACUGGAUCACCAUUAAUUAUGACAUCACAUCAACGUGAUAAUAUUACAAAAGAUAAUGAUAGAUAUACAGUAUCAACAGAACGUCUUAUAUCAUCAUCACCAAUACAUCCAGCAUCAUUUACAAAUAAAACAACAACAACAGCAACAGCAACAACAGAUAGAUAUACAAAUAAUUCACCAACACAUGAACGUUAUCAAAGACAAGAGCUAUCAAAUUAUCAAGAUCGUUAUUCAUUGAUAACAAGUAGUGAUAAAUAUUUAUCAAAUUCAAUGAAUAAUGACGAUACAAAUAUGCAUUAUUCGUCAACUGAAAGAAUACUUGGUGGAGCAACAACAGCAGCAGCAGUAACAACAUCAGCAACAUCAUCAACAACAACAACAGCAACAUCAUCACGUCGUUAUUCAUCAACAGAUCGUGAUAAUGACAAUCAAAAAAUAAAUGAAAGAAUUGAAAGAUGUAAAACAUCAAGUCCAAUUGUUAGUGAUUUUUUAUGUAGAUUUUCGGGUAUUCAAGAUACAUUAAAUCAAUCAAGACAUACUAGUGAACAAUUUAAUGAUAUAUCACAUCAUCGUUAUACACAAUCAUCAAGAACAAAUGAUAGAUAUAAUGAUCAUUCAUAUUUUACAAAUUCACCACCAGCAACAUCAUCAUCAGCUAUAACAACAUCAUCAUCAUCAACAGCAACAACAGCAGCAACAACUACAUCAACAGAAACAUCAACAAUUUCAACACAUGAUAAUCAUCGUUUAACAUCUGAUAUAUCAAAAUAUUCAGAUGUAUCAUCAACUGAAAGACUAUAUAUAUCAUCAUCACCAUCAUCAUUAGAACACAGUCGUUAUCAUAAUAAUAAUAACAAUACAUCAUCAAGUCCUGUAUCAACAACAAAUGAUAGAUAUCAUAAACAAUCACCAAUUCAUGAUAAUAAUCAUCAUAAUUAUCAAUCACAAAGUUUAAUAAAAAAUGAUAAAUUUAUACAAGCAACAAAAUCAAAUUAUGAACGUUAUCAAUUGACAAAUCAAGAACGUAAUUAUGGUUUUGAACGUUAUGGAAAUGUAAAUAAUAGAUAUCAAUGUAAUGAACAUGAACAACAGCAACAACAACAACAACAACGUGUUUAUGGUACAUCUGAACGUUAUUCACCAGGUCGUAAUAUGACUGAUAAAUAUUUAUCAUUACCAAAACCAAAAGAUACAUUUCAGCAAGGUAGAUUAACAUCAUCAUCAUCAACAAUGUUAUCAUCACCAAUAAAUAAUGAUACAAGAAGUUAUAAUAAUAUAACAUCAUUAAUAUCAACAAGUAAUACAUAUGUACCACCAAAUGCACAUACACCUGUCGAACGUUAUGUACCACAACCAUCACCAGAUGUUUAUUAUUCAGAUAGAUAUAAUGAUCGUUAUUUACCACCAGUUGCUCAUACACCAACUGAUCGUUAUGUGCCUUCAACAACUGGUGAUUCAAAUGAUCCAUAUAUUAGACGUGAUCUUGGUUUUCAUCAUCAUUAUAGACUACCACCACCACCAACAUAUGCAUUUCAUCAAUCACAUUAUCGUGCAUUUCGUGGUUAUCCAUAUACAUCACCUGGUAGAAUUGGUGGUAGUCCUGGUUCAAGUAGUUCAAGUAGUUCAACAUCAGCACAACGUGAAUUUUCAACAUCACCAUUAUUAAGAACAAAAGUUAGAACAACUGGUAUUGAUUAUUGUACAUCAACAAAUUUAGGACGUAAUAAUAAUCAUUCAUGCUGUACUGAAUUAACAAAUGGACAAAGAUGUUGUUGUUCUGUUAGAAGAUCAUUACCACCUGGUGCAUUACCAUCAAUUCCUUCAAAUCAAUCAGCACCAUCAUCAUGGCAACAAUCACCUAGCUCAACAACAACUGGUACAUCAACAAUAUCAACAGGUACUGAUGGUGAAUGUAGUCAUCAAAGUCUAAAUAUGUAUACAGUUGGUAAUAGAAGUGGUAAUGUUGCACCAGAUAAAUCAACACUAACUGUACCAGCAAUAUCACCAUCAGCACCAUCAAUAAGUGGUUCAACAAUGGAUUUAAAUACAUCUGGAACAUCAAUAACAAGAAGUAUGUCAGCACCAGCUGGAGCAAGACCCAUUCCAAUUAAAUUACCAACAAAUUCAUCAAAUAUUAAUAACAGUGCAACAAAUGUUGGACAAAGACCAAAUUUAGAAAGAAAUUUCAGUCGUACUGAAGCUAUUAAAAAUUAUAUAAAAAAAGAAACUGCAACAUUUUUUGGUGUUAAUGAAGAAACAGAAAAUAUUGAAAAACAAAGAUGGCUUGAUCGUCGUCGUCGUAUGGCAUCAAGAAAAUAUGGUACAUUAUUAAAUGAACAUAAAACAACAGAUCCAGAUAUAACAAAAGAUGUACCAGAUUCAACUGAUAUACCAGAUGAUGUGACAUUGAGAAGAUUACAACAACCAACUGAUAAAAAAGAAUCAGUUGUUAGAAUGACAUUAUCUGGUAUUAAUUAUGUUGUUGAUACAAUAACACGUAAUCGUUUACCAGAAGAACAAAAUAAUCAAAAUAAAUCUCGUAGUUUUCCACCAAGAGUUAGAGUUGAUACAAUAACUACUAAAAAUAAUACAACUUGUAAUGAAAAUAUUAAUAAUACUGAUGAACAAACAGCUGAUGAUGAUGAUGGUGAUAAUAAUGAAGAAGAAUUAUUUUUUCGUAAACAACAACCUUGUCCAUCAUCACCAACUUUAUUUUCAUCAAAUAAUACUGAUCAUCAUAUGUCUAUUAAUGAAAGAACAGUUGCUGAUGGUAAAAUUGAUGAUGCAAAAUCAUCAAAUUUAGAACAUACUGGUACAAAUGAUUGUCAUACAAGUGAUCAUACUGAUGCCAGUGAUGUACACAUAAGUUUUGCCAAACACAAAGAUGAUAGACCAACAACAUUAGGAACACAAGCACCUCGUAGAGUACGACAUUUAGCAAGGGACCAUUAUACAUCCAAUAGAGCAACAACAAAUUGGCAAAGAGCACGACAUGAAUCUGAGACUGAUAUUGAAACAUCAGUAAUACCAGUACGACAACAAUCUGAUGGUGUUACAAUGAGACGCGAAAUAACUGGUGGUACACGUAUUGCAUCAAAUACAAUUGAUAGAAUAUUUGAUAAUAGUAAUAGACGACAAUAUGGAAUGGGCAUUGUUGGACGUUAUUUUGGAAGAUCAUUUCGUAAAAGUGUUGCACAAAAGCCAAAUAUUAAAAAACAACUUGAUCAUAUUGAGGAUCACAGACCAUAUUUUACAUAUUGGAUAACAACAGUUCAAGUACUUGUUUUAAUUAUUUCUAUUGUGUGCUAUGGAUUUGGUCCAAUUGGAAUAGAUCUUAAUCAUCGUUCUGGUUUAGUACUUGUAACGAGUCUAUCACUUCAACAAGUUGAUUAUCAAGAACCAGCAAAUUUUUGGAUUGGUCCACGAGCAGCUGAUUUAAUUCAUUUAGGUGCAAAAUUUGGACCAUGUAUGAGACGUGAUACAAAAAUACUCAAAGAAAUUGAUGUUUGGAGAGAAAGAGAACGUGAUACUGCUUGUUGUAUUAGAAAUGAUGAUUCUGGCUGUGUACAAUCUAGUAAAGCUGAUUGUUCAAUUCGGGGAAUGAGAUCAACUGUUGCGAAUACAAUAUCAACAUGGAAAAAAUGGGGUCCUGGUGAUAAUGGUCCUGGUGGUAGAAUAAGUGGAUCAGUAUGUGGUCUUGAUCCAAAAUUUUGUGAUGCACCAGCAAGUGUUGCACCAUAUGAAUGGCCAGAUGAUAUAACAAAAUGGCCAAUAUGUCGUAAAAUAAAUCCAUUUAGUGAAAGAUUUAGAAGUAAUUUUGAGCAACAAGGUGGUAAUGAUGAUUAUCCAGUUGGUCGUUAUAAAGAUAAAAUGGCUGAGCAUAUGGUUUGUGAAGUUAUUGGACAUCCUUGUUGCAUUGGAAUACAUGGAAUGUGUAGAAUAACAACAAAAGAAUAUUGUGAUUUUGUACAUGGUUAUUUUCAUGAAGAAGCAUCAUUAUGUUCACAAGUUGAAUGUCUACAUGAUGUUUGUGGUAUGAUGCCAUUUUUUCAUCCUGAAUGGCCUGAUCAAUUUUACAGAUUAUUUACAACAAUAUUUCUUCAUGCUGGAAUUCUUCAUUUAAUAAUCACAUUAUUGGUUCAAUAUUACUUGAUGAAAGAUCUUGAAAAACUGACUGGUUCAAUAAGAAUUUCAUUCAUAUAUUUUACUGGAGCAUUGGCUGGAAAUUUAGCAAGUGCAAUAUUUAUUCCAUACAGAGCUGAGGUUGGUCCAGCUGGUGCACAUUUUGCAUUAUUUGCAACACUUGUAGUUGAAGUAUUAAAUUCAUGGCCAAUGUUAAAAUAUCCACAUCGUGCUCUUUCAAAAUUAAUAAUAAUAUUAAUUUGUUUUAUAAUAUUAGGUGUAUUACCCUGGGUUGAUAAUUAUGCUCAUAUAUUUGGUUUUAUAUUUGGUUUUUUAGCGUCAUAUGCAAUGAUGCCAUUUAUAACAUUUGGUCCAUAUGAUAGACGACGUAAAAUAUUAUUAAUAUGGAUAUGUCUUGUACUAAUAUUUAGUUUAUUUGGUAUAUUAUUAGUGUUAUUUUAUAGUAUGCCUGGUUAUGAAUGUGAAGUAUGUAAACUUGUUAAUUGCAUACCAUUUACACGUGACUUUUGUGCUUCCCAAAAUAUAAAUUUUAAAAGAGAAGAAACAACUGUAUGACAUCCGGGGCCGCGGUUACCAAUCGAGCGUGAUGAUGAACCGAUCGGCCCUGAAGUUUACGCUCGUUUCUAUACAAUAUAUAAUAAUGUUACAAAUAUAAAUAUUAAAAAAACAAAUUGAAUUGUAACGGAAUAUAAAUUAACAUUAUAUUCGAAAUUACUUUUAUCAUUUAAUCGAAACGUCAAAUAUUUCCUUUUAUUUUAAAUUGAAAAAAUGAAAAAAAUAAUAAAUAAACUGCCCUUGCAUAAUUGAAUAAAAGAAACUUUUUUUUUUCGGCAUUUUAUUAAAACAUUUGUACAGUUAUAAUAUAAUUAAAAUUACUGGACAUUCCGAUAAUAUAUUGUCCAAAACUGCCAAUCUUAAAAAUUCAUUAGAAAUAAAAAAAAUCAAUUAAUUUAUUAGAUUUAGAAAAUUAAUUUUCAUUUAUAUAAUAUUAAUAUAUAUAAACAUGAUAAUUAUGUACAUAUUUAUGAAGGUCAAGAGCAUUUAGAAAAAAAUUUUUUUUUAUUUUUCAAUUAAUAAUUAUUAAUUUAUUAUCUAUAUAUAAUAAUAAUGAAAAUAAUUUUUGUUUUAUUUAAUUUUUUUAAUUCAGUAUUUAAAUUGUGAUUUAAAAAAUAAUAAUUUUUUUUUUUUUUUAAUAAAUUUGUCAAUAUUUAUCAAUUAUCGAUGUAAAAUCAUGUAUGUAUGAAAAUAUGCGUGUGUGUAAGAUUAAUUAAACUCUCCCAAAGUUGAAUGUAAGAAGAAAAAAUGUUAUCAUUUUUAUUGUUUGAAUUUUUAAAAAGUUUAUAUGGUCAUUUUUUUUUUAUUUCUUUUAUUGUUUAUAUUUGAGAUCUUUGGAAAAAGUUGUCUAACUUAUUCAUCAUGCACAAAAGGCUUAGUUAAGUAAUUAAAAAAAAAAACAAGUAAUUGAUAUUAAAAAUGAUAAAUGAAAGACUGGAUCUUAUGUUGAUGUUGGUUCUAGGAUUGCAUUAAAAUGAAAGUGAAAAGAGGAAUGAACUUUCGAACCUCAUUUUUUAUACGAAAAAAAAUUUAAAAAAAUUAAAAAAAAAAAAAAAGAAACCAUGUAAAAACCAAAAUAUCAUAUUCGAAAAAAAAAAAAAUAUAUAAGUACUAUAUCGAUAAAUAUAAAAUAAAUAAAUAAAAAAUCAUGAGUAAUUAAUUGUAAAUAAAUGAUAUUAAAAGACAAGUUGAAUAGAUUGCAGAUAAAUUAAUAUAUUCGAUUUAGUCAAAUUUAAAUCGUCUAAAUUAUCUUGUAACCGAGAUGAGUGUGUAUUUUAAUAAAAAAAAAAAGAAAAAAAAACUAAAACAUAACGAAAAGAAAGGUAAGAGAGAUCAAAUAAUUAUUUCGAAAAAAAUAAAAUAAAUAAAAUGUACACUUAAAAUGUUGGUUUUGUUUAAUUAAUGAAUUAUUUAAAAUGUACAAUUACCUUCAUAUUACAUGUAGAUAAUUACUAUCGUAAAAAUUGUAACGGGUAUUAUUCUAAAGAUAAAAAACCUACAGAAAAAUUGUUUAAUUACACAUGACGUGUGAAGCGACACGUUUGUAGAGAAAAAAAAAAAAAAACAGAACCAUGUAUGCACCCUAAUAUCAAAAUGUGCCACAAAAAAAAUUACUAUUGUAAAUCAAUAAUUGCUACAGCAAUAUAUAACAUUACCAUCAUGCAUAUAAGUAUCACGAAAAAAAUGAUAAUUAAAAGAAAAAAUUAAAAACCUACAAUUCACUACUACUUCUAUAAUUGCAUUCUACUCUCAAUAUGACUUCAUAUAUAGAAGAGA
Aphidius gifuensis is the source of this 7828-nucleotide messenger RNA. RefSeq names its product inactive rhomboid protein 1 (gene rho-5). Gene Ontology annotation, molecular function: serine-type endopeptidase activity. Gene Ontology annotation, biological process: regulation of protein secretion; regulation of epidermal growth factor receptor signaling pathway. Gene Ontology annotation, cellular component: endoplasmic reticulum membrane. NCBI's taxonomy places the organism in Eukaryota, Metazoa, Arthropoda, Insecta, Hymenoptera, Braconidae. Bases 389 to 6052 code for a protein of 1887 amino acids. The record is from RefSeq and is a predicted model, not a curated record. The transcript has 12 exons.